GACAUGCAGCAGUGGAAAUACAACUGCCUUCCUAAGCCUGACAACAGCCUACACUGUGCAUGGUCACUCUACAAAAUCAAAAUGUGGACAUUCAUAGCUCACUCAACGGAUCCUGACAAUUGUUUAGUCUCACUGGAGGAAGUCACAAGAAACUGGCUGGAAAACAUUUUCCCUCAAAACAUUUCUGUCCAUGACAUCUCCGUGUCAUCUCCAAGCCAUUCCUGCCAUUCGGUUAAUAAUUCUGCUGCUCUACAUGUUGAACAGCCUCAGGGAUCAAGAGCGUCAUCAAACUCAUCCUGUGACAAGUGUUUCAGCUGUGAAGUCUAUGUGAAUGUGGAUCCUGCUGUUAAUGUGGAAGCCGUUCAGGCAACUAUUACUGCACUGCUGAGUCUGACCUUCUCUUACAACUUCCUCAACCUGACAGCUGACCCCAAUAGCAUCAGCAUACUUCCUGUGGAGAUAUUCCCUGUGGUGACAGAACCACCAACAACCGUGAGUACUGGUGUAACUAUAUCAGAAACCGGUCCAACUCAGAGUCUGCCAGCUCGCCCUGCUAACAUGUCAACAACAGGAGAGCCUUUAGACCUCAACGAAACUGCUGUUGGACCAGAUACAUUCUUUAGAGUUAAUGUGACCUUAAGUAUGACUGGCAGCCCACCAAACCCAAAGGAUAUUAUUGAGAAAUGGGUGAAAGAAGCACUGGAGGUGAAUAAGACCAUGCGUGUACUGAAUCUCAUCAUUAAGGAGAAUGGUGGUAGGCGCAUGGAGCAAAACAAUGGAUUAACAACUUCCUAUAACCAACAAAAACAAUACUACUGUACCUUCCAUAUUCAGGAAUACAACAUUAACAGUGUUGCAGAAAUUACAACUUUCAUUAAAGCUGCACUGACAUCAAAGUACGAAAAUGGCUCCAUUAUUAUUCAAGCUAUGGAUGUGGUGAUCAAGCACAUAGUGCCAGAAAACUGUUUAGAAGAAACUACUUCAACAAUCUAUGGACAAUAUAUUUGGCCCGAAGCAUUUCCACAAGUCAACCAAGAAAUGGGAUGCAAAAAACCAAUCUCAGAGAGAGCUUACAGGCUUUGUAAGUUAAACAUUGAAACUGACAUGACCAGCUGGGCUGAGCCUGACAUGACAAACUGCAACCAACUUGUGACCAUGUCAGACCUCGACAAUAUCACAGUCACCACUGGUAACGCAGCUGAGGUUGUGGACAUAAUUCAGAACCUUGUGGAUGUUCAGUUAGGUAACAGCUCUGAGCUCGCUUCCUCUGAACUGAAUUCAGUGGUGGAUAAACUCAAUGAAGUGGUUGAUAUCAGUGUCAUCAAGCCUGCGGUUGGUGCUGACAUCGUCACUAUUGUUGCUGAUAUCCUGCUUUCCAAAACUGAUGUCACACCAGUGGCUAACAUUGUCCUCAACCUGACAGAUAAACUGGGGAACAAUAUGGAUUUCCAAGGUGAAUCUGUAAGUUUAACAGCUCCCUCGCUGGCGCUUUCCAUGAUCAACGCAGAUGCAAAUGGAUUCAGUGGCCUCACCUUUGGUGUGUCCUUGGUUUCACCUCUCCUGAAUCCAAUGACUUUUGUAACCCAGAGCUUUGUGAGUGAACCACUCCCAGACACAGAUGCAGCCAUAUCUCUGCCCUCUGAACUCCACAACUUUUUCACAAUGAAUGCAACUCGUGUUCAGUUUCAGUUCUAUGGAACACAUGACCUUUUUCAGGACCCAUACACGACCAAUGCAACACAGAACAGCUGGAGAUUGAACUCCUACGUAGUAUCUGCCAGUAUCAAUAACAGUCAUGUCAGCAACCUGAUGGAUCGAGUGGUGGUGACCUUCAGACAUCAAACACCCAAACAGCCGGAAGACAAUGUACAAUGUGUGUUUUGGGAUUUCCAGAGGAACGGUGGUCAGGGUGGUUGGAACAGCAGAGAUUGUGAAACCUGGAGUAUUUCUUCUUAUCAGACCAGCUGUCUCUGCAAUCACCUCACACAUUUCGCUGUGCUCCUGGAUGUGUCCAGAACCCCCAUCAGUGAGACUGACAGUCAGAUUCUGACAGUGAUUUCUUAUCUUGGCUGUGGUAUAUCCUCCAUCUUUCUGGGGAUCACCCUACUCACCUACCUCGCUUUUGAGAAGCUGCGUCGGGACUACCCAUCCAAGAUCCUCAUCAACCUGUCUAUCGCCCUGCUGGGGCUGAGCAUGCUCUUCCUUCUUGACUCCUGGCUCUCAUCCUUCUCCAACUACGGUCUGUGCAUCGCCACUGCUGCAACGCUGCACUACUUCCUGUUGGCUUCUUUCACCUGGAUGGGCCUGGAGGCCGUGCACAUGUACCUCGCACUGGUCAAGGUCUUCAACAUAUAUGUUCCUGCUUACAUCCUCAAGUUCUGCGCUGUAGGAUGGGGCAUUCCUCUGGUCAUAGUCAGCCUGGUGCUAGCUAUAGAUAAAGAUGCCUAUGGCAACGCUGUGGCUGAAGAGGCUGCCGUCAUGCUUCAAUCCACAGACUCAUUCUGCUGGCUGCAGAAUGACGUCUUCUUCUACGUGACGGUGGUGGCAUUUAUUCUUAUGAUCCUGUUGUGCAACAUUUCCGUGUUCAUCGUGGUUCUGAUCCAGAUCAAACGCAUGAGGGCCAAUAAGCCCUCAGCAAACAGUGGCGGCACUAUGCAUGACUUGAGGGCAGUGGCCAGUCUCACCGUCCUAUUAGGCCUGACAUGGUCGAUGGGCUUUUUUUCCUUUGGGCCAGGCAGAGUGGUCCUGAUGUACCUGUUUUCCAUCUUCAACACUUUGCAGGGGUUCUUUGUGUUUUUGUUCCACUGCUUGAUGAAAGAAAAUGUGAGGAAAGAGUGGAGAAUCCACUUGUGCUGUGGACGUUUCAGACUCAGUGAUUACUCAGACUGGAGCCGCUCUGUAACAGCGGGUGGCCGCUGCAAAAAGAACAAUCUUGUUAACUCUGACUCAGUCGCUUCUGACAGCACUUCCACCAUCAGGAAGGUCUCAGGCUCCUCUACAAGAUGAGAACCGAAUACCACCACCAGGGGGCAUGAGCAGCCUCUGCAUGUGCCAUUCGAUGCAGCUCUCAUUUUCAAGGUCCAUUGUGCAGUGAGGUUGGAGGAUGAACUGCUCCAUCUCUGUUAUGGACUGCUCUUAUUGUAUAACUGAAUGGCUAAUACUUGGGAAAAAUAUAUAUACAUAAAUGUAUUUUUGUGUAAGUAUAAAUAGUAAAGUAAUUAGUAAAUGUGAUGUUACAGUGGAAGUUAAAAGAGCUUUCUGUUUAAAUUGGAUGGAAAGGGAAGCAUCUGAAAGCGAUGGUAUUUUUGUAAUUUUUAGGACAUUAAACCAUCUUUCUGUACAGUGAUUCU
Molecule: messenger RNA, 3350 nt
Organism: Toxotes jaculatrix (banded archerfish)
Lineage: Eukaryota; Metazoa; Chordata; Actinopteri; Toxotidae
Gene: adgrg4a
Product: adhesion G protein-coupled receptor G4a
Exons: 27
Coding region: 4-3006 (1000 amino acids)
Biological process (GO): cell surface receptor signaling pathway; adenylate cyclase-activating G protein-coupled receptor signaling pathway
Cellular component (GO): membrane
Molecular function (GO): G protein-coupled receptor activity
Source: RefSeq, a predicted model, not a curated record